Molecule: messenger RNA, 357 nt
Organism: Brettanomyces nanus
Lineage: Eukaryota; Fungi; Ascomycota; Pichiomycetes; Pichiales; Pichiaceae
Gene: ATG8
Product: ubiquitin-like protein atg8
Exons: 2
Coding region: 1-357 (118 amino acids)
Biological process (GO): macroautophagy; cellular response to nitrogen starvation
Cellular component (GO): fungal-type vacuole membrane; autophagosome; cytosol
Molecular function (GO): phosphatidylethanolamine binding
Source: RefSeq, a predicted model, not a curated record
AUGAGAUCCCAAUUCAAGGACGAGCAUCCAUUUGAGAAACGAAAAGCAGAAUCGCUUCGAAUUCGAACGAAAUUUCAGGAUCGAGUGCCGGUGAUUUGCGAGAAAGUGGAGGAAUCAGAUAUCCCGGAAAUCGAUAAGCGCAAAUAUCUUGUUCCUUCUGAUCUUACUGUGGGACAAUUCGUUUAUGUUAUUAGACGAAGAAUACAUCUUCCUUCUGAAAAGGCCAUUUUCAUUUUUGUUAACGACAUUCUUCCUCCUACAGGUGCGUUGAUGAGUCAGAUUUAUGACCAAUACAAAGAUGACGAUGGCUUUUUGUAUGUUUUAUACAGUGGGGAGAACACCUUUGGAAAGGUGUAG